GUAAUCACUUGGCCCCGGGAAAUUGUUGGAGAAGUAUAAAAGCGCCACGCUGCCACCCAGACAACAUCAUACCAUCACUUACAACAAUCAAGAACACAACAGCAGGAGCUGCAGCAACAGAAAACUGCAAACAACAAAAUUACCAGCAUGGCCAGGUUUUACACAAUCAUUGCAAUUAUUGCCGUUUCGUUGGCUCUAGUGGCGGCUGGGCCAGCUCAGCGUAGACAAAGUAAACGUACAGGAGCUUUGAGGGUGCAAUCAGUACGUAAAUCGGCACGCCAAGAGGUGGCCCCCACUCCUGCCGCUCCCUAUCCCCCAGCGGGAGUUACUCCUGAAAUUCCCUUCGAUUUGCCCACCGAAACUGAGAAACCUUUCGCUGAACCCGAUCAGACCUAUGGACCUCCGGAAGCCAUUCCCGAUGAAACCUAUGGUCCCCCAGAAGCUGUCCCCGAUGAAACCUAUGGUCCUCCCGAAGAAGCUACUCCUGACCAAACCUAUGGACCUCCGGAUGCAACAGCUGCCGAUGAGCCUGCCAUCACUGAACCCGAUAGCACCUACGGCCCUCCUGAAGCCGCCGAUGCUGAUGACCAGCCAGCCAUUGUAGAGCCCGAAGCUGAGGAGUUGCAAAAUCUAAUCCAACCCCGCCGAAAGCUGUCACCCAGUCGUGGCCGUUCAUCUGCCUUGCGAGUACGCCCCGCUCCAAUUCAACGUAGAGGACGCAUUGUAGAGAUUGUACGUGCAGAGCCGGUUCUCGUUUACACUUUGCAUUAAGAGAAGUGUUUCAGGCGUUAGUUUCGGCUAGCGUAAAAUUGUAGAACCAAAUAGGCAUAUGUAUGAUUAAUUGCUUGCGUGUGUCCCCCACUACCUAGAGAGACUAUGUAACAAAAUGUUCUUUACCAUUUUGAAGGGUAGCGUAUAUGUAACUGUUAAGUUUGCCACUGAGUGUUUGUGUUUUGUUGAUUUUUAUAUAAAUAAAAGAUAUUUAGCAAAUUCUA
Stomoxys calcitrans (stable fly) is the source of this 995-nucleotide messenger RNA. RefSeq lists its product as uncharacterized. The transcript has a single exon. The record is from RefSeq and is a predicted model, not a curated record. The coding region runs from base 148 to 771 and encodes 207 amino acids. NCBI's taxonomy places the organism in Eukaryota, Metazoa, Arthropoda, Insecta, Diptera, Muscidae.